CCCCUGGCCGACAGCACUUUAUUCAGUGGUGAGGGGAGAGAGCCCCUCGAUGACCAAGGGCAUCCUGUUAAUGGCAGGGGUGGCCUGAAGAAAGCACUGUCGAGCAGGGGCUACAACAUGAACUACAACAACAACAGUCGAGCAGGACGUCACUGUAGAAAAUGUUCAUGUUUAUUAUUGCAGGUUGAACUUGUUCCUGGUGGAGCCAAUAUUCCAGUCACUCCUUUGAAUGUUUACGAAUAUGUUAGGAAGUAUGCAGAAUAUCGAAUGCUGGUGGUUGCUGAGCAGCCUCUUCAUGCUAUGCGGAAAGGAUUGCUGGACGUUCUUCCUAAAAAUUCACUUGAAGAUCUAACAGCAGAAGAUUUUAGGCUCUUAGUCAAUGGCUGCGGAGAAGUGAAUGUCCAGAUGCUGAUUAGUUAUACAUCUUUCAAUGAUGAGUCUGGUGAAAAUGCUGAAAAGUUAUUACAAUUCAAGCGUUGGUUCUGGUCCAUUGUGGAAAAGAUGAGCAUGACAGAAAGACAGGAUCUGGUUUACUUCUGGACAUCAAGUCCAUCAUUGCCUGCCAGUGAGGAAGGUUUCCAACCAAUGCCUUCAAUCACUAUUAGACCACCCGAUGAUCAACAUCUUCCAACUGCAAAUACCUGCAUCUCGCGUCUAUAUGUCCCACUUUAUUCCUCCAAACAAAUUCUCAAACAAAAACUGUUACUAGCCAUUAAGACCAAGAACUUUGGUUUUGUGUAGAGUAUAAUAAAAUGUGUGUACUGUGUGUAAUAAUAUAACUAGGUCCAAGUUUUGUAGAUUAAUUUUUCAUUUGUCUAUAAAAUUGAUGGAAGUUAAUGCUGUCACACACCUGGAGGUUCUAUGGUGGUGAACAUUCCUGUAUUUGGCUUGUAGCUGAAAGUCCAAACCACAGGCUGUAGUGGCUUUGACUGUAACUUUCUAGGCUUUUGGCUAAUCAGUAACCUGUUAGCCUAACCGCAGCCAAAGAUGACAGCAGAUCAUGUAUUGUUACACUGUGAUUUAUGGUCAUUAGGCCUAGGGGAACUGAAAAUGUUUCUGAAAUUUCACUGCUGCCUUUGUCGAAAGUUUGAUCAAAGGUUCUUGUACAGAGGGAAGUAGGGGAAUUCCAAAUAAAACAAGAGAAUGCUUUACAUUUUGUGUGUGACUAUUAAACCUGGUGGGGAAAAGCCCUUUUGUUUGCUUCAUCUGUUUAUCAUUGGAUACAUUUUAAAUUAAGUAUUAUGAUUUGUUCCAAUUAAUAUUGCCAUGAGAGGUUAAAUAUACUUUGUCCUUCAGCCAAGACACAGUUAAGCUGACUUAAACUGGUACGGACUCAUUUAAUUUAUAAAUAUGUUUAGUUUUGGUAUUGACAGUACCAUUCAGUCACAAAAUGUAAAACUGAGCCUUGCUUUGUGCAGGUUGUACAGUAUGCUUCUAUUUAUCCAAGCUACUUAAAAAAAAAAAUCAUUGGUUUGGGUAUUCAUUAAGUUUAACAAAUGGUUUGUUUAGGUUUCAGAUAUCAAAUUGUGUACUGUACCAAAGAGUUGGCAAACCAGUGCACAUGUAGAAAAGUGCAUUUUUAUAUAAAAAUAAAGGAAAUUUGCAUUCUCUGUU
Messenger RNA from Leucoraja erinaceus (little skate), 1614 nucleotides. Its product is annotated as E3 ubiquitin-protein ligase UBR5-like. The annotation marks the transcript as partial. Gene Ontology annotation, cellular component: nucleus. NCBI's taxonomy places the organism in Eukaryota, Metazoa, Chordata, Chondrichthyes, Rajiformes, Rajidae. The transcript has 5 exons. Gene Ontology annotation, biological process: DNA damage response; protein polyubiquitination; regulation of double-strand break repair. Gene Ontology annotation, molecular function: ubiquitin-protein transferase activity. The record is from RefSeq and is a predicted model, not a curated record.